GCCCCUCCUCCUACGACCUCCGUGACCAACUGUCCGGCCGCGUUUGGCCUCUCGUGCGGCGAGUGGAGCCCGGAGGUUCUGGGACGCUGACAGUGGACCACGACAGGCACAGCUUUCACGCGCCGGCAGCGUGCGCUUCUCACGCACCUCCCGCUGGUUGCCGCGUGCUGCAGCACGCAUUUCGGCGGUAUCAGGCUCUGUUCUUCCCUCAUCAUGCAGACGUCGAAAGCUUGUCACUUCUGCAGGAGGAUAUGAUCCAUGCUUUGAACAGCAGCCUGCGUCGACUACGGAAGCAUCGGCCGGAUGACCGGCAGCAAGGAAGGCCGGAGCCAGUGCUUAGUGCCACAGACGUGGAGGUGAAGGACCUCGCUGCCCCCCUAGACUUGGGGGUGGACGAGUCCUACGAGCUUGCUGUCUCGAUCCAAGGCCAGAUGACAGUAUCAGCACAGACAGUCUGGGGUGCCCUGCGCGGCCUCGAAACUCUCUCGCAGCUAGUAGAGUACAAUUUCCCCACGGACAGCUAUGCCAUCCACGAGAUUCCAUUCCGACUUCAGGACUCUCCGAGCUUUCCACAUCGGGGACUGCUCGUCGACUCAGCGCGGCACUUCUUGCCCCCGAUCCGUCUCAAGCGGACCAUCGAGGCGAUGUCCUUUGCAAAGCUGAAUGUGCUGCAUUGGCACCUGACAGAGGACGAGUCAUUCUCGAUGCCUAGUUCGUCACACCCGGAGCUUGCAGAGAAGGGUGCGUGGAGCGCAGGCGAAAGGUACACUAUCCGUGACGUACAGGACGUCGUUGAGUUUGCGCAGCUGCGCGGCGUCCGGGUCGUCCCCGAGUUUGACAUGCCUGGGCAUGUGAGCUCCUGGAGCAAGUCGCACCCAGAGCUCUUCGAACAAGCCUGCUUGGAGAGGUCGCGGCGGCUAGCUUUCAAGCCCACGAAGGAUGUUUUCGACUUCCUGCAGGGCCUGCUUGCAGAAUGGACGACUACCACCUUUCACGAUCAAUUCCUGCACUUAGGGAGCGACGAGGUGCCCUUCGAAUGUUGGCAGGGGCUGUCCAUUUCCGAGGGCGGCAAGACCUACAGCACCCCGACGCAGUUGUUCCAGCAUUUUGUCGGGAGCAUGUUUUCCCGCGCUCACGGGCAGCUGAAUCGCUCCGUCAUCUUUUGGGACGAGGCAUUUGUUUCAGCUCGGGCUGAGCUUCCUGCAGAGGCAGUGAUUCAG
Symbiodinium necroappetens is the source of this 1220-nucleotide messenger RNA. The record is from the annotation of a GenBank genome assembly. Lineage: Eukaryota; Dinophyceae; Suessiales; Symbiodiniaceae.